Striga hermonthica is the source of this 1344-nucleotide messenger RNA. The record is from the annotation of a GenBank genome assembly. Lineage: Eukaryota; Viridiplantae; Streptophyta; Magnoliopsida; Lamiales; Orobanchaceae.
AAAAAUAAAAAAUUUGCUUCUUCCUUAUGUAUUAGAUUGGGUUUUGCUACCAGACAUCAUAUUGUUGAGCCUUGUGGUACUGGGGGUGGGCUCAUGCUUCUUUGGGAUGAUGAUGUGGCUGUUGUUAAUAUUUAUAGUCAGAGUUUCUUUAUUGCUGUCAACUUUAUUGAUAAAUCUAAAGAUUGUUCUUGCUGGGCUGUUUUUGUUUAUCUCAGUUCCUCUAAAGCUGAGAGAACCCUGCAAUGGGACUUUCUGGUGAAUGAAAAAACCAAAUGGGGGUCAACCUGGUGUAUAGCCGGAGAUUGGAAUGCAAUUUGCAGAGCUGCAGAUAAGAAAGGGGGCCAAAGUAAAUCAGACAGGAACUUCUGGGAUUUCAACCAAUUUCUAGCUCAGAUGGGUGUUCAAGAAAUUCCUCUCCAGGGAUUGCCUUAUACCUGGACCAAUAACAGAGCAGGGCUGCACUACAUAGAGGAAACUCUAGACCGACUGUUUGUCUCCCUGGAUUGGCUUGCUACAUUCCCUGAAACUAAGGUAACCAGCUGGUUCAGAAGUGCUUCUGAUCACACUAUGCUGGUCAUUUCCUUCUCUGAAGCACCUGGCAAAUUCAGGAAAAGAUUUCAGUUUGAUAAACGAUGGAUCAGAAAAGAAGAAGUUAAUGAUGUGGUUGAGCAAGCUUGGGACACUCCUGCAUGGGGUACUCCUAUGUACAUCAUCAAAGAAAAGAUAAAAAGAACCAGACAAGCACUCCUGAGCUGGAGUAAGUAUUUCAGAGCAGAGCAGGUCUCGAAAAUCAGCAAUCUAACUCUGCAGUUGGAGGAACUCAGGAAAGCUGGAGGUGACAGAGAUUGGGACACCUGGGAUAAAAUCAAAAAAGAGUUAAAUGAAGCAAAUGUUUCUGAAGAGAUAUACUGGAGGCAAAAAGCUAGAGCUCUUUGGUUCAAAGAAGGAGACCAAAACACCAAAUUCUUCCAUGCGUUUGUCUCUCAAAGAAGGAAGAUGAACUCUAUAGUCAGACUGGUGACUGAAAGGCAUACAAUCAGUAACAAUGCAGAGGAGAUUGAAGCAGCUAUCACAGAUUAUUACACCAAGCUCUUCACAUCCCAGGCUGAUGAUCUUCAGGCCACCAAAAUUUUGAACAUCCUCCAAGCAUACCAUACUUUCACAGGGCAACAAGUGAACAUGGCUAAAUCAUCAGUCUUCUUCAGCAAAAAUACACCAGCCAGCAUUAAAGAUAAGUGUUGCUCUAUUUUAUCUGGCAUCCAAAUUCACUCAUCUACUAGAUAUUUAGGUUUGCCAAUGGGCAUUGGGAGAUCAAAGAGAGAAGCUUUUGACUAUAUUCUCUCU